Chelonus insularis is the source of this 2241-nucleotide messenger RNA. Its product is annotated as ATP-binding cassette sub-family B member 10, mitochondrial. Bases 99 to 2072 code for a protein of 657 amino acids. Gene Ontology annotation, cellular component: mitochondrial inner membrane. Gene Ontology annotation, molecular function: ABC-type oligopeptide transporter activity; ATP hydrolysis activity; ATP binding. Gene Ontology annotation, biological process: oligopeptide export from mitochondrion. Lineage: Eukaryota; Metazoa; Arthropoda; Insecta; Hymenoptera; Braconidae. The record is from RefSeq and is a predicted model, not a curated record. The transcript is spliced from 3 exons.
CGAAUGAAAUUUUUCACAGUCGUAAGAGUGUAUUCUAAUAUCAACUAAUAAUUAAUGACAAAUAACAUUUUUAUAAAAAAUAUUGUAAAUCAACACAGAUGACACAAUUUAGUAGAAUGAUUGUUUUUAGUAAAUUGUUACGAAGAGUAGAUUAUAUUAAAAAAAUCAAUAUGUGCUCCAAAAAUAUUUUUUAUUUACUAAAAUCAAAUACAUCGAAUGUUAAGAAUUUUAACAUAGUAAGAAUUUAUCAUACAUCAGUUUAUAAAUCAAAUGUGAAUGUUUUUAAGAAUGCAACAUCCAAAGAUCUUCAAAAAUUACCUAAAACAAUUAAUAAAUCAGAAUUAAAAAGAUUAUUUGAAUUAGCGAAACCUGAACGAUGGAAACUCAUGACUGCAAUAGGUUUUUUAAUAGUUUCAUCAACAGUUACAAUGGCUGUACCUUUUUGUGUAGGAAAAAUUAUAGAUGUAAUAUAUGUCGAAGAUAAAAAUAAAACGAAAGAGAACUUAAAUCGUUUCUGUCUUAUUUUAUUCGGAGUAUCUAUGAUUGGUGGCUUAUGCAAUUUUGGAAGAAUAUAUUUUAUGUCAACUUCAGGUUAUAGAAUUACUCAAAACUUAAGGAAGAAAGCUUAUUCAGCUAUUCUUAGUCAAGAAGCUGGAAUGUUUGAUAAAAUGAGUACUGGAGAAUUAGUGGGAAGAUUAACAGGUGAUGCGCAAUUAGUCAGUGCUGCAGUAACUAGCAAUAUCUCUGAUGGUCUUCGUUCUUCCAUUACAACAAUAGUUGGUACUUCAAUGAUGUUCUACACUUCUCCUCCACUAGCUUUGGUGGGCUUGUCGAUUGUGCCAAUUAUUGCAGGAUUAAUUAUCACUUAUGGCCGGAUUGUUAGAAAAAUAUCAAAAGACGUGCAAAAUAGUCUUGCAGUUUUGAAUACCACCGCAGAAGAAAAAAUUAGCAACAUUCGAACUGUAAAAGCUUUUGCUCAAGAACAAAAUGAGAUUAAGCGGUAUUGUUUAAAGUUAAAUGAUUUAUUAAAUUUAUGUUAUAAAGAAAGCUAUUAUCGAGGAAUGUUUUUUGGAUUAUUUGGAUUCUCUGGAAAUGCCAUUGUUAUAUCUGUUUUAUAUUACGGUGGAUUUAUGUUAUCAGACUCUUCAAUAACUAUUGGAAAUUUAAGUGCUUUUUUGAUGUAUGCAGGAUACAUUGGGAUUUCAUUAACUGGAAUAUCAAAAUUCUAUUCAGAAUUAAAUCGAGCUCUUGGAGCAAGUACAAGGCUCUUUGAGUUAAUUGAACGUAAGCCUAAAAUUCCUUUUGAAGGUGGAAAAAUUUUAGACAGACCUCUGACUGGAGACAUUAUUUUCCAAAAUAUCAACUUCGCCUAUCCAACAAGAGAAGGCAAUUUGAUUUUGAAGGACUUUUCACUUCACUUAAGUUCAUGUUCAAUAAAUGCAAUAGUUGGACCAUCCGGUUCCGGAAAAUCAACAAUAGCUCUAUUACUUUUAAGACUUUACGAUCCAAUUUCCGGAGACAUUCUACUAGAUGGUAAUGAUAUGAAGAUUCUUAAUCCGUUAUGGAUAAAAUUACAAAUUGGAUUUGUAGCGCAGGAACCGAUUUUAUUUAAUGGAACAAUUAGAGAAAAUAUAAGUUAUGGAACAAAUGAAGUGAAUAAUAACGAUAUUAUUGAAGCUGCAAGGAUUGCUAAUGUAUUAGAGUUUACUGAAAAAAUGACCGAUGGAUUAAAUACAAUAGUCGGCGAAAGAGGAGUUACUUUAAGUGGAGGACAACGUCAAAGGAUUGCAAUAGCUAGAGCUUUAAUCAAAAAUCCAAAAAUUUUAAUUUUGGAUGAAGCAACAAGUGCAUUGGACGCUGAAAGUGAAAAUUACGUGCAAGAAGCUUUAGAACGAGCUACUAAGGGCCGCACAGUUUUGAUUAUUGCCCAUCGAUUAAGUACAAUUAAAAAUGCAGAUAAAAUAGCGGUGCUUGAUCAAGGUCGAGUAAUUGAAACAGGAAAUUAUACAGAUUUAAUGCAAAUUGAAAAUGGAUUAUUUAGAAGAUUAAUUAAGUAUCAAACAUUUAGUUAGAAAGAAUAAUUAGUUUAUUCUAUUUCCUAAUUUAUAUAAAUUUUAUUGGUAGAGCAAAAAAUAUAAACAAUAUUUAUAUUAAUUAUCAGUUACCUUUUAUUUACUUUUUUGUUUUAAAUGGAUUAUGUAAGAAUUGAGUGUUUGAUAAUAAAUUAUUUUGUUAAUUCUA